AUGGCUUUAGGUCUUGGCCUCUUCUCCUAUCAGAUUUAUUUUCUCAGACUUUUCUGUUUUGCUUUCUGGAUUCGAGGUGAUGUGAACCGCUUUGAUGCAGACGACAGCGCCAGCAAUGGCUGCGAGGCCGGCUGCCCCAAGGUGCCACGCACCGAGUGCCGCAAUUGCAGCAGCCCUACCACCUGCACAGUGAUUGGCACUUGUGAGGAGAACUUCUUCAACGAUGACGGAGACCCUCGCAAUGGCUGCGAAGCUGGAUGCCCUUCUGUUCAAGGAGGCACUUGUGAAGCUUGUGCCGAUUCGUCUCACUGCACCAAAGUCGUUUGCCACCCCAACCACUUUGACGUGGAUGGAAGCCCAGCGAAUGGUUGUGAAGUGACUUGCCCAAAGCUUCCUCAGGCGGAGUGCACGCGAUGUGAAGAUCCGAAAAGCUGCUCGGAGCUUCGAUGCCAAGCGAACUGGGCGAACAAAGAUGCGGAUCUCAUGAACGGCUGCGAGAUGCGCUGCGGAGAGGUCCCUCAUGCGACCUGCGUGGACUGCGCGGUGCUCAACAGCUGCUCCAACAUCUCUUGUGAGGCCAACUUCUUCGACAAUGACGGCUUUCCGGAGAAUGGUUGUGAAGCUGGAUGCCCGAAUGUCAGCCAUGGCCUUUGUACGAAUUGUAGCUCAUCCAACAAUUGCACUGCAAUCCAAUGCUGGCCGAACUGGUUUGAUGCUGACCGAGAUCAGCAAAGCUGCGAGAUGCCUUGUGGACAUGUGCUUGGGGGUGACUGCUUGGCGUGCAGCAGUCCAAGCAACUGCACCAAAGUGAAGUGUGCUGACAACUAUUUCGAUGAAGAUGGAAAGAGCGAAAAUGGCUGCGAGAUUUUGUGCCCAAAAGUAUCGCAUGGUGUUUGCAAGAGCUGCAUACACGAAGGAGGCGAGCAUAUUUGCACCUCUGUGGUGUGCGAGAAGAACUGGUUCAAUGCCGAUGGCCUUGCACGGAAUGGCUGCGAGACAACUUGCCCAGUCUUGAGCCAUGCGAAAUGCUUGAGCUGCUCGAGGCCCCUCCCGUCCAAGUCCCGCUGCGAGAAGGGCUGGUUCAAUGAGGAUGGUAAUAUUUCCAACGGCUGUGAGGACGGGCAUUGGACGAUGUGCUGUCAUUCUUUUAACGAGAAACAAACCCCGGAAGUGUGUGGCAAAUUGGAAUGCCACCGCAACUACUUUGAUGUUGAUGGGGCUAUGGACAACGGCUGUGAAACCUCAUGUCCGAGAGUCUUGUGGGGGAUGUGCUUGGAGUGCAGCGACCCUAAAGUCUGCGACAAGCUGACAUCAUGCCCGCCGAACACCUUCAACUUUGACGGAAACAAUUCCAAUGGUUGUGAGGGCAGUUGCAUGAAUGUCACCGGAGGGGUUUGUACGUCCUGCACAGCGAUCGACAAUUGCAAAGCGGUGAAGUGCCACAACAAUAGCUUCGACAUGGACGGCAACGCCACUAACGGCUGUGAGGAGAGCUGCUGGGCACCGGAGAAUGCCGACUGCGCGGGCUGUAGCAAGGCCAACACCUGUGAUCGCAUGAAGUGCCACAGGAACUACUAUGAUGCAGACAGGAAAAUCGAUACUGGCUGCGAGGUCCUUUGCCCUACUGUGGAGGGAGGCUCCUGCACGGCCUGCGGCGACUCCUCCACAUGCACGGCGGUGCAGUGCGACUUAGGUCGAUCCAACUCAGAUGGCUUGGCGGCGAAUGGCUGCGAAGUGACAUGUCCGGCAGUUGCGCAUGGAACUUGUGCGCGGUGCACAGGAUCUUCAGACUGCAGCGCGGUGCACUGUGAUGAAAACUGGUUCAAUCUGGAUCAUGAUGCCAUGAAUGGCUGCGAAGUGCAUUGCCCGGAAGUUCCCAACGGUGAUUGCCUUGGCUGCAGCAGCGCCUCUACGUGUACUUCCGUCAGCUGCAGGACGAAGUUGAAGUUGAUAUCCAGAGCUCUAGACCGGUCGUUGCACAGGAACAAGUGCCACGCUAGUAGUAACAGGUGCCUUACUAGUAGUAACAAGUGCCACGCUACUAGGAGCAAGAACGCUACUAGUAACAAGUGCCACGCUACCAGGAGCAAGGACGCUACGUUCGGGGCUCCUGGCCUUACUACUAGGAGCAAGAACGCUACUAGGAACAAGGGCAUCGCUACUAGGAGCAAGAAGCUAUGA
Durusdinium trenchii is the source of this 2181-nucleotide messenger RNA. The record is from the annotation of a GenBank genome assembly. Lineage: Eukaryota; Dinophyceae; Suessiales; Symbiodiniaceae.